Molecule: messenger RNA, 975 nt
Organism: Trichoderma virens Gv29-8
Lineage: Eukaryota; Fungi; Ascomycota; Sordariomycetes; Hypocreales; Hypocreaceae
Exons: 2
Coding region: 1-975 (324 amino acids)
Source: RefSeq, a predicted model, not a curated record
AUGUACGGUACCUUGAGACCGGAUUCGACCAAUCGGCGGAUCUCGACUAUAAGCCGGGAGACCCUCGACAAGGAAUUACCACCGACGCCCGAACCAGAGCCAGAUAAUUCUGGACUGACCACUAUCCUCAUUGGGCCCAAGAAGCGCCGUUUCAAAGUCAACUGCCAGCUACUCUGCGAUGUCUCUCCGUUUUUCCAAGAGCGUAUUGAAGAUCCUUUCCAUUCACAAACAGUCUCAUUAUGGCUUCCUAGCGAAUCGCCUGCCAUGUUUGGUCUGUUCGUCGAGUGGGUACACUCUCCAGAAACCUUUCACGAAUACCUUGAAGACGUCAUCGGUUCAGCACAGAAGAAGGGUGAGAAGGAGUCCCUCGAUAUUCACUGGGCAAUCAUUCAUCUCCACCUCUUUGCCUCACAGCUCUCUCUCGGCUAUCUACAGGAUGCUUCCAUAGAUGCCAUCCAAGACCUUUAUCUCAAAUACGAUUGGGACGUCCCCCCAAAGUUGGUUGCCUACCUUUACACCGAAUGCGAAAUAGGGCCGUCGAUACGCCUUCGUCGAUGGGCCGUUGCUAUGGUUGCCUUUUGCCUGGCUGUAGGCGGGCAGCCCAAGUUUUCGGGUCAAGAUUUGACAACAUCCUAUCCCCAGCAAUUCAAUGCGCUUUUCCAGUCACUACCCGAAUUCGCCGCCGACUACGCUCAACACAUGGAAAACAUGAAGGAGUCCGGCCACGACGUCCAGCUCAAGAACCCACAGCUCCGCAUCUCAGCCAACCAGCUGGGCAACAACAGACGGCUGUUUGGCUUUCGGGAGUGUUCCUUCCAUUCGCAUAGGUCUGCCGUUGGCGAAGGCCAUUGUCCUCAUGCCAUGGACAGGGCACCAAGCAGAGCGAUGAGCGCGCCGGAUCUCCCAAGGCCUAGAUGGAGGCAUAAGCGCCAAGAUAGCAGCAGCAAUGCGCCAAGACGCUUUAGAGAGAUUUAA